AUGGAUAAAUCUAAUAGAUUGAAAAAUGAAUUGUUUGACGAAGAGAAACAACGACAACAAUCUCUUAUUACUAGGUUCGAAAAGAUUGAAGUGAAUUUGGAGAAACCUUUUCCUGAUGGUGAAGAUUAUGUACUCAUGAUGAAUGCCAAUAUAUCUACGCCGCACGAGUGUGCCAAUCACAUUCAUCAGAUUCUCAAACAGCGAUCAGCAUUGGCUUUGGUUAACGGGAAUGAAUAUUGGGAUAUGCAUCGACCAUUAGUGCAAUCCUGUAAUCUAACAUUACUGCAUUUCAAACACGAUGAUUGUAUGCCAGUCAAUUAUGCAUUCUGGAGAAGUUGUUCAAUGCUUUUGGCUAGUGUCAUACCUAAAGCUUUUCGCGAUGAAUAUAAAGUACACAUUAUCUCGAAACCUGUGGCUGAUCUGACUGGUGGAAGUUUUAUUUGUGAUGUUGAGGUUGAAAAUCUAACCGAUUGGAAACCGACUUCUCAAGAAAUACAAUCCAUAACAUCAUUGCUUUGGGAUGAAACGGUCAAAGCUCAUAGAUAUGAACGAAUACAAGUAUCGGCCGAAGUGGCAUCAAAAUUAUUUGCCGAUAAUUUCCAUCGUUUGUCAGAGCUUGAAAAAUUAACCGAACAAGAUGCCAAUCGUCAAUUUACUAUAUACCGUUGUGGUCAAUACAUUGAAUUAAGUGAUGGACCAAUGAUUGCCGAUACUAGUCAAAUCGGUUUUAUUUAUUUAUCGGCCAUACAUCCAUUGAAGAAAAAAGAUGGAUCUAGAUUCUAUCGAUUUCAAGGAAUUGCAAUGCCUAAACAAUUAAAUAUUAAUCCAUUUGCUUUUUCACUUAUACGUGAUCGUUCUAAACGCCUUAAAUCCAAUAUUAUCCCGAAGGAUUCGAAUAUAAAAAAUAAAUCUAGUAGCAGUAGCAUUAAUGAAAAUAGUAGUGGUAAUCAUAAUAAUAAAUUAGAAAAACGAAUUAAUGAUAUUGAAAAAGAAAAAAUUAUGGAUGAACUAUUUUAUGAUCCUGAUGAAGAUGAUUCAAAUCAACAAUGGAUGGAUAGAAAAAAAUUUCUAUAUGAAUCACGAAUAAAAUCAUCAUCAUCAUCGGAUACAAAUGUUAAUAAAAAUGUUGAUGAUGAUGAACAACGGAAACGUAAAUUACAAUCGGAAACAAAGCUAAAAAAACCACGUACCAAUGAUGCAACAUUAAAUUGUCCAUGUUGUUUAUCAUUAUUAUGUUUAGAUUGUCAACGACAUGAAAUCUAUAAAACACAAUAUCGUGCUAUGUUUGUUCAAAAUUGUCGUAUUGAUUAUGGAAAAAAAUUAUUUAUCAAAAAUAAAGAUGAAAUACGGAAAAGAUUUCAGAAACGUAAAAAACGACAACAACAAUCUGAACAACAGGAAUCUGAAAAUGAACAUUCAUUUUCAACCUUAACAACAAACGAUCAAUAUUAUCCUGUACAUUGUAAUAUAUGCAAUACACAAGUGGCCGUUUAUGAUCUUGAUGAAGUAUAUCAUUUUUUUUCAGUAAUUGCUAGCCAUUAACAAUAAAAAGAAUAAAAAGAAAUCAGCAAUUUUUUCUUAUUUUCUCUUAUUAAUGAAUAUGAUGAUGAAUUGAUAUGAUAGUUAACACGCACAACCUAAUUUUUUUGGAUACAA
This is a messenger RNA of Dermatophagoides pteronyssinus (European house dust mite), 1656 nucleotides long. It is a transcript of the gene mRpL39, whose product is annotated as mitochondrial ribosomal protein L39. Gene Ontology annotation, biological process: threonyl-tRNA aminoacylation. Gene Ontology annotation, molecular function: nucleotide binding; threonine-tRNA ligase activity. Gene Ontology annotation, cellular component: mitochondrion. NCBI's taxonomy places the organism in Eukaryota, Metazoa, Arthropoda, Arachnida, Sarcoptiformes, Pyroglyphidae. The record is from RefSeq and is a predicted model, not a curated record.